AUGGAGGAAGAAAUGGUGUCAAUUGAAGGAGGAAAUGGGCGCGAAAUUGUGAUAGUCGGUGCCGGAGUUGGUGGACUUGCUACUGCUCUUGCUCUUCACAGGAAAGGAUUCAAAGAUGUGACAGUUUACGAAAGAUCGGCGAGUUUGAGAGUAGAGGGAACAGCAGUUGGGAUGUAUGCUAAUGGAUGGCGAGCACUGGAUCAGCUUGGAGUUGGAAAUCAACUCAGAGAGAAGGCUAUUCUUCUUCAAGGGACUGGAGAAUUCCGAUGCUUAAAAAGGAAGGAUUUGGUAAACGCCCUUGCUAGUGCUUUGCCUCCUGAUACCAUAAAAUUCGGGUACAAUGUGGUUGCCAUGAAAAUGAAUCACAAAACUAUGUCCCCAGGUCUUCAAUUCGAUGAUGGAAAGGUUCUUCAACCUGAGGUUUUGAUUGGAUGUGAUGGAUCAAAUUCUAAAGUAGCCGAAUUUCUUGGAUUGAAACCGGCAUCGUUGUUUAAUACUCUUGGUGCAGUUAGAGGCUUGACAAACUAUCCAAAUGGUCAUUCAUUACGUCCUACAUUUGUUAGAAUGAGAAGGCAUAAGAGAGAUGGAACUUUGAUAGGACGUCUUCCUAUCACUGAUAAGUUGCUAUAUUGGUUUGUAGUACUGUCCCGGCUAGAUGGGAACUUUCCAUAUGAUCCGAAACUUGUAAAACAGGCAACCUUGGAAAUGAUUAAGGGCUUUCCAGCCGAGGCGGUUGAGAUGGUAGAAAUGAGUGACCUAGAGUCGUUGUCCUUCACACAUAUAAGAUACCGGCAUCCAUGGGAGAUACUAGUUGGGAAAUUUCAGCAAGGAUCAGUGACAAUACUUGGGGAUGCGAUGCAUUUAAUGCCGCCAUUCACAGGGCAAGGCGCCUCAUUUGCCUUGGAAGAUGCAGUGAUUCUUGUGAGGAAUCUCAGUAACAAGAUUAGCUCUCUUGAUCAAUCGGAAGGAGGACAACAGAUCAUGAGCCACAAGAAUAUUGCUGGAGCAUUUGAACAGUAUGUUAAGGAGAGAAGGAUCAGAAUUCUGCAAAUGUCCACGCAAACUUACCUAAUUGGUGUGAUCUUGGAUACCAAAUCAUUCUUGGCCAAACUCAUUGCUAUUAUCAUGUUGCUUAUCCUAUUCAGAGAUCAAAGCAAACAUACUAGAUACGAUUGUGGCAAACUUUAA
Messenger RNA from Oldenlandia corymbosa var. corymbosa, 1188 nucleotides. Lineage: Eukaryota; Viridiplantae; Streptophyta; Magnoliopsida; Gentianales; Rubiaceae. The record is from the annotation of a GenBank genome assembly.